Drosophila busckii is the source of this 1431-nucleotide messenger RNA. RefSeq names its product putative inorganic phosphate cotransporter. The annotation marks the transcript as partial. NCBI's taxonomy places the organism in Eukaryota, Metazoa, Arthropoda, Insecta, Diptera, Drosophilidae. The record is from RefSeq and is a predicted model, not a curated record. The transcript has 3 exons. Gene Ontology annotation, biological process: monoatomic anion transport; transmembrane transport. Gene Ontology annotation, molecular function: transmembrane transporter activity. Gene Ontology annotation, cellular component: plasma membrane.
UCAAAUCAAGGGCCCUCGAUUGGCAUACGGCAUUUGCAGGCUGUGCUGCUCUUUGUGAUUCUAACCAUCAAUUUGGUGGUAAGAUUCAAUGUGGGCGUGUCUGUUGUAGCCAUGACUAAUGCGGCUUCCACCAAUCCAGACUUUCCAGAAUUUGCCUGGACAGAGGCGCAGAAGUCUUACAUUUACUCCAGCUUCUAUUGGGGCUACGUGUUGACCAAUUUCUUGGCCGGAUUUCUGGUGCGUCUCUUUGGUGCUAAAGCACUCAUUUUGGUAACAACCUUGGGCAGUGGCGUACUCUGCGCUUUGACGCCUCUGGUCAUAGGCUGGUGGGAGUGGCAGGCCUACUGUGCAAUGCGCAUACUGCUGGGAAUCUUCCAGGGCGCACUUUAUUCCUGCACGCUGCAUCACAUGGCCAAAUGGUCGCCACCCAAGGAACGCAAUCGCCUGGGCGCCUUUGCCUAUUCAGGCGCCUAUCUCGGCACUGUGCUGGCCACAGCUAUAAGCGGACCCAUAGCAAGCAGCAGCUGGGGCUGGCCGGGCAUUUCCUAUGUAUGCGCAGGCAUUUGUGUGGUGGGCGGCCUGCUCUUUUGGCUUUUGAGCGACAAGAAUCCGCCCAGCUCGCGUUGGAUUAGUCAGGCUGAGCUUGUCUACAUUGAGAGCUCGCUGCACAGAGAGGAGGGCUUCCAUGCCAAGAAGAUACCCGUGCCCUGGCGUGCCAUCUUCACCUCAGUACCUUUUAUUUCUCUCACAAUCGUAAGCAUUGCUCAGGGCUGGGCUAAUGCCACUUUGCAAACCCAGACACCUGCCUAUAUGCAUGGCGUGCUUCAAAUGGAUAUAAAAAGCAACGCUCUCUACUCGUCGCUGCCUAAUCUAGUUAAAUGGAUCAUGUCCUACGUCUUCCUGGCAUUUGCUGAUGUAUCCACCACACGCAAUUGGAUGUCACAGACAAAGUUGUGCAAGCUGCUAAAUACUUUGGCCACCUGGGGACCUGCUUUGAUAUUAGUUGGCAUUGGCUUUCUGGACAAGAAUCAAAUUGAACUUGCUGUGGGACUUUUAGUACUCGAUGCUGCCAUAAGUGGAGGCGGACUAAUUGGCAGCACUUUACCCCUAACAGAUCUUUCACCUAAUCAUACGGCUAUGCUUAUGGCCAUUUCGAAUGGCUGUGUGGUGUUCUUUGUAAUGUUUGCGCCCUUAUUUGUCGGUGUCGUUGUCACGGAUUCUAGCUCGCGUGCUCAAUGGCAAAUUGUGUUUGCUAUGACGGCCGCCAUCUUUUUCAUCGGCAACUUGAUCUAUGUCAUUUGGGGCUCCUGCGAGCUGCAGCCUUGGGAUGCUGUAGACUACUUGAAAGUGAAAGAUGUGGAGUCAGACGCGGAGAAGAAUCAAGCUGACAAAGUGACUAAUGAAGAAAAAGUUCCAGAAAAGUGUUCAUAA